Messenger RNA from Mercurialis annua (annual mercury), 2251 nucleotides. RefSeq lists its product as uncharacterized. The record is from RefSeq and is a predicted model, not a curated record. The transcript has 6 exons. Lineage: Eukaryota; Viridiplantae; Streptophyta; Magnoliopsida; Malpighiales; Euphorbiaceae. The coding region runs from base 288 to 2042 and encodes 584 amino acids.
CAAAUCCUCUUCGAGCCCCCAACCGCCCUCCUCCCGCACUUCAACCUUUCCCAUAAUUAUUGCCGUGUCCCUCUCCGGCCCCGACAAUCACUCCUCGCGUAGGCGCGUAACAUUCACGCUCCGUCGAAUUUACCGUUUCCCUCCGUCGAUAGCAGCCAGCUUUCCUUCUUCAAUUUCCCGUUUAGCUCAGCCAUUGUUAAACCCUGAUUUAGGGUUUAAGCUUAUUUAUUUGUUAAAAGGGAAGCAAACUUUUAAUAAGAUAUUCAAUUCAGUCCUAAUUAAACAAAAUGAUUGAGAAAUCAAAGAAACGUAAGAAGGGUAUAGUUAGCGAAGGAGAUAUUUCGACUCUCUUGCAAAGGUACACUGCGAAUACAGUGUUAGCGUUGCUGCAAGAAGUGGCUCAAUUUGAAGGAGUGAAAAUAGAUUGGAAUGCACUGGUUAAAAAGACAACGACAGGGAUUUGUAAUGUGAGAGAGUAUCAAAUGUUGUGGAGGCAUUUGGCUUAUAGACAUGCUUUGCUUGAUCAGUUAGACGAUGCUGCUCAGCCUCUGGAUGAUGAUAGUGAUUUAGAGUAUGAAUUAGAAGCAUUUCCUAGUGUUAGUAGCGAUGCUUCAGCUGAGGCUACUGCUUGUGUUAAGGUCCUGAUUGCAUCUGGUAGUCCAAGUGAUUCCACCCACCAAAAUAGCUCAACAGUUGAGGCGCCAUUAAUGAUAAAUAUACCUAAUGGGCAGCCAGUCAGAGAAACAUCAGAAAAUUCACAACCUGCUAUCAUCAGAGGCGUGAAUAUUACAGUGCCAGUUUCUGUUCAGAAACAGUCUGGAGGGUCGGAUACAAAUGGAUCAACAAAUGGCAAUUUUCCUCCCCGGAGAAAACGAAUAAUAUGGACAAAGUCUGAAGACGCGGCACUGAUUGCUGCUGUGCAAAAACAUGGUGUAGGAAAUUGGGCACAUAUUUUAAGAUGCGAAUUAAAUUGGGACAGAACUGCUUCACAGAUAUCUCAGAGAUGGACCAACAUUACAAAGAAGAACGGAAACUUGAAUACGGUAGCAGUAAGUAAUACGAGUGGAGUGCAACUUUCUGAGACACAGCGAGCAGCACGAAUUGCAUUGAAUUUAGCUCUUGAUCCGCCAACUAGGAAUACAUUUACAAAUAACUCCGGUGAAGCUACAUCCAGCCAGUUUCAAGCUCAUCGAUCCUUUGGAGCAAAAUCAUCUUUAAUGGUAUCAUUGAGCUCUGCAACAAAAUCACAAUUAGCUGUGAAAAAACCACCAAUACCCGAUUUGAGUUCAGAUCCGGUUAGAGCUACUGCAGUGGCUGCUGGAGCUCGUAUUGCUACUCAAUCAGAUGCUGCUUCACUCCUCAAGGCUGCUCAGGCAAAGAAUGCUGUCCAUAUCAUGCCUACAGGUGGUUCUUCGAUCAAAUCGUCACUAUCAGGUGGUUCAGCCAAUCAUUCAGAAGCUCGUCCAAGCGUCCACGUAAAUGAUGUAGCAGCUGCAUCACGUAGCACUCUUACAGCUGUCUCGACUAGUGGUACUCGCCCUGUUUCCACAUCAACCACUCAACAGACUUCAAUAGUUGACACUGCAAGGAGCAUGUCAGCUAAACAAUCAAAUGCUGAACUCCCAUCAAAUAAAGAUACUGAAACUGCUGGACGGAUUCAAUUCGUACCAGGUGCAGCAGAACAGCAAAUCAAAAAAGAACCUCGAGCUUGUGUCUCAGGCAAUGAUAAUGGCAAGCAAAAUAAAGCAGAGAAAACAGCCUUGCCAAACAAUGGCUCCUUAAAACUGGAGGUGGCUGAGAGCGACACGUUAAAUGUCGUUAGCAAGCAAGUUGAAGGGAGUCAAAAUUCCAAAGGCGAUAUGAACUUUUGCUUAUCAGUUAAAAAGGAAGAAAAUCAGUCUGGAGUUCAGGUCACUGAUGACAAUGGGAACAUGGCUGACAAGCCAGAUCGGACAAACAUUGCUACUGACAAGUGCAGCGGAAAGCUUGAAGCUGUAAACAAACCGGAGUCAGACAUUGUGAUGAAAGAGGUAGAAGGUUAGAGUAUCCUUGUGCAAAAUAGCAGGAUUUUGUUUCUUCUUUUUCUGCAUAAUUUGCUAUUCGUGUUUUAAUUGACUUUAGAUAUUAUGUUAGUGUAAAUUAGUUAGAAAUUUGUGUGAAAAGUAAAUGAUUGAAUGCAUAUCUUUGCCAAUGCUACUGUUUUGAGAUUGCUGGAAUGCUAUGUGAGAAUAUAAGAAAGAUUGGUUAUAUA